This is a messenger RNA of Populus nigra (black poplar), 677 nucleotides long. RefSeq lists its product as uncharacterized. The transcript is spliced from 3 exons. Gene Ontology annotation, molecular function: proton transmembrane transporter activity. NCBI's taxonomy places the organism in Eukaryota, Viridiplantae, Streptophyta, Magnoliopsida, Malpighiales, Salicaceae. Gene Ontology annotation, biological process: proton motive force-driven ATP synthesis. The coding region runs from base 227 to 388 and encodes 53 amino acids. The record is from RefSeq and is a predicted model, not a curated record.
CCAAAAAAAUGAAUCGGAACGCAGCGUUUAAUGCUCGUGAGGGGUUUGACAACCCUCCCCGAAAAUAAAGCGAUUCGGGACGGAGAUUUGGAUACUGGCAUUGCGCCCGAAGAAAAACCACGAGAAUUCCAAUUCUUAUUUCGAAAUACUCCUCACUUAGCUGACUCGGAACUCUGAUCUAGGGUUUCGUUGGAGGGCUUUUUUUAUCAGAUCUCUAGGCAAUCAAAUGACGCCACCUCCAGGUCCUUACUCCGGUGCCAGCCCUCUCGCUCAGGUGGCGCGUGCAUCAGCAUUCAGUUUUGGCUUGGUUUAUGGAAGUGUGAAGCUCAAGAUUCUCAAGAUGAAAGCAAAUUCACAUAAGAAGGCGGAAGCUAAGGCACAUCACUGAGGAGCUAGUCUUAGGAUGAUGAAAUAAAUGGCCAUCGAUCAUUCAAAUGGUUACCAUAUGAUUACUCUUAUGCAAAAGAUGACUCUUGGUUUAGAGAAUUAUGAGUUUUUUGAAUUUUUGUUUAUGAAUGUGAAUUUCCACAUUUAUGAGAAAGUGAGACAGUUUUCUAUAAAUUGAACACUUGGAAGAACAAUUAUUUUGUGGAUUCCUGGGUAUUCAUACAUAUACUAUACCAUUAGGAUUUCAUGAUCUUCUUUAUGAAUGCUAAGCGAUUGUGCAUUGCGAUUCA